This is a messenger RNA of Coregonus sp. 'balchen', 1893 nucleotides long. Lineage: Eukaryota; Metazoa; Chordata; Actinopteri; Salmoniformes; Salmonidae. The record is from the annotation of a GenBank genome assembly.
AUGUGUUUACCCUCCACUACUCCACUGUGUUUACACUCUCACUACUCCACUGUGUUUCACCUCCACUACUCCACUGUGUUUACCCUCCACUACUCCACUGUGUUUACCCUCCACUACUCCACUGUGUUUACCCUCCACUACUCCACUGUGUUUACCCUCCACUACUCCACUGUGUUUACCCUCCACUACUCCACUGUGUUUACCCUCCACUACUCCACUGUGUUUACCCUCCACUACUCCACUGUGUUUACACUCCACUACUCCACUGUGUUUAACCCUCCACUACUCCACUGUGUUUACUCCUCCACUACUCCACUGUGUUUACCCUCCACUACUCCACUGUGUUACCCUCCACUACUCCACUGUGUUUACCCUCCACUACUCCACUGUGUUUACCCUCCACACUACUCCACUGUGUUAACCUCCACUACUCCACUUGUUUUUACCCUCCACUACUCCACUGUGUUUACCCUCCACUACUCCACUGUGUUUACCCUCCACUACUCCACUGUGUUUACACUCCACUACUCCACUGUGUUAACCCUCCACUACUCCACUGUGUUUACCCUCCACUUACUCCACUGUAUUUACCCUCCACUACUCCACUGUGUUUACCCUCCACUACUCCACUGUGUUUACCCUCCACUACUCCACUGUGUUUACCCCACACUGUGUUUACCCUCCACUACUCCACUGUGUUUACACUCUUACUACUCCACUGUGUUCACCUUCCACUACUCCACUGUGUUACCCUCCACUACUCCACUGUGUUUAACCCUCCACUACUCCACUGUGUUUCACCCUUUCCACUACUCCACUGGUGUUACCCUCCACUACUCCACUGUGUUUACCCUCCACUACUCCACUGUGUUUACCCUCCACUACUCCACUGUGUUUACCCUCCACUACUCCACUGUAUUUACCCUCCACUACUCCACUGUGUUUACCCUCCACUACUCCACUGUGUUUAACCCUCCACUACUCCACUGUGUUUACCCUCCACUACUCCACUGUGUUUACCCUCCACUACUCCACUGUGUUUACCCUCCACUACUCCACUGUGUUUACACCCUCCACUACUCCACUGUGUUACCCUCCACUACUCCACUGUGUUCACCCUCCACUACUCCACUUGUGUUACCCUCCACUACUCCACUGUGUUUACCCUCCACUACUCCACUGUGUUACCCUCCACUACUCCACUGUGUUUACCCUCCACUACUCCACUGUGUUUACCCUCCACUACUCCACUGGGUUAACCCUCCACUACUCCACUGUGUUUACCCUCCACUACUCCACUGUGUUUACCCUCCACUACUCCACUGUGUUUACCCUCCACUACUCCACUGUGUUUACCCUCCACUACUCCACUGUGUUAACCCUCCACUACUCCACUGUGUUUACCUCACUCCACUUACUCCACUGUGUUUACCCUCCACUACUCCACUGUGUUUACACCUCCACUACUCCACUGUGUUCACCUCCACUACUCCACUGUGUUUACCCUCCACUACUCCACUGUGUUACCCUCCACUACUCCAAUGUGUUUACCCUCCACUACUCCACUGUGUUUUACCACUCCACUACUCCACUGUGUUUACCCUCCACUACUCCACUGUGUUUACCCUCCACUACUCCACUGUGUUUCACCUCUUCCACUACUCCACUUUGUUUACCCUCCAUACUCCCACUGUGUUUACCCUCCACUACUCCACUGUGUUAACCAUCCCACUACUCCACUGUGUUUUACCCUCCACUACUCCACUGUGUUUACCCUCCACUACCCCACUGUGUUUACCCUCCACUACCCCACUGUGUUUACCCUCCACUACCCCUGUGUUACCUCCCCUACGAUACUCCUGUGUUUACCCCUCCACUACUCCACUGUGUUAA